Molecule: messenger RNA, 5302 nt
Organism: Durio zibethinus
Lineage: Eukaryota; Viridiplantae; Streptophyta; Magnoliopsida; Malvales; Malvaceae
Source: RefSeq, a predicted model, not a curated record
AGUCCGAGAUAAAGCAAAUUUGAUAAGUGAUUAAAGAAUUUGUUUUUCGUUUUUAUUAAAAAUUUUUUUUUACGGUUUGGAACGGUAACCCGUCACGAUGAGGAAAAACAAAAUAGCCAAAAUUUCCUUUUUUUUUUUCUUUUUUAUUUUUUUUGCUUUCUGUUUAAUUUUUUAAUUUUUCCGUGGUAAUUUUCUCCUUCUCUUAUUUCUGCACAAAGCCGGACAAACGCACCCAACCGCAUGAUUUCCUUUGUCUUUCUUCCUUCUCACAAGCACAACAUUCACCAUUUUUUUUUUCUUUUCUAUAAAACAUCAUUCUAAUAAAUUUCUCUAAGAUUUUCAUCAAAAGCAAAAUCGAGAAUCGUGAUUAAAAGGUUUUUAAAACUGAUACAAGAGUUCAUAUUCAUAUUUUUCAAUGGGAAUGCUUUGACAUAUGAAAUUGUUUCCAAGUAAGUCAUUGGGUAUAUUUUUCUAAUCUCCUGCAUUGUGUUCAUUGCAAAAGAUAAAGGAACAGAAUUGGGCUUUGUGGUAUAUUAUAUCCUAUCCCGUGGGUUACUAAUUGCUUUCCUAUUUUUAUUCCUGUGUUUGCCCUCAAAUAUCACAAGUUCCCUUGCAUGACUUCUGUGACAAGCUUCACAUUUCAUUUUUUUCUUGUCCAGCACAUUGAUGUUGUCAGUCUUGGUUUGGAGAUUUAAUUUCUGGAAGGAAAUAGAAACCGAUAAUCAUAAACUGCUCCCUCUCUGUUAUAACAUGAGAAAUUAACUUUUAUUCUUUGUUCUGGUUCAGAUGCCAGUUCAUGGCUGAAUUACUUGUUUCUAGCAUGUCCAAUAAGUGCUUUUAGGUCGAGAUGUUAUAAUAAAUAGAAUUGGACCUAGUUUUCUCUUGAUUGACUUAGCACCAACUAGGUUUAGAUUAUUUUCAUUAUGCAGGGUUAGGGACUCGGUGUUUCGUUCUUGACCCACAUCUUGAGUUUGCCCUUGAGCAUAUUAGUAUGCCAGUUUUGGAAGAACAGCCCAUCUACAUUUGAAGGAAAGCUUUGGUAGAUUGGGAAGCUGAAGGAAAGAUUUCUGUGUCUUCUUAUUAGGAUCAUGUGCACUCAUUUUGGAGUGUUAUAAGUCAGCCUUCAUACACGAACAGCAAAUAAAUGGUAUUAGACCUACUACAAUUUGCAGAAUUCUUAGACCUUGUUCUGUUGGAAUACACUUUGACAUCAGGGUCUUUCUGCUCUAUAGACUGGAGAUUGCAUUGAAAAUGAUUAAAAGAAAAAAAACCUAAUGAAUAUAGUUAUGCCAUGAUCCUAAAUCCAUCACAUUUGACUUUCUGUGUUAGAAUGCUAGAUGCUUGGUGUAGAGUGUUACAGGAGGUUUAGGGAUUGAGAUUAAGGAGCUGAGAAUAGUAUCUUGUGGUGUGCAGUUCUAAGAAGAUGUAAUGACCUAAGAACCUAAGAACCCCGAUGACAUCUCCAUGGCCUUUAUAGGAUCUGCCAAAAGGUUGAUUUAUGGUGUAGGGCAUAUGAUGGCUUUGCUGAACGUUGAGCUUAGUAUUGUCUGCUGGGCAACCAUUGAAAUGUGCUAUUUAUGGGACUUGGUUGGUGUUCUAUGCGAUGUCAUGUGGCGUCUUAUGUUGAAAAAUUGGAUACUUGGAUGAUGACCAUAGGCAAGUAGUUGGGACUGUCUUUUGUUGCUUAUUGGUGCAUGUAGUUAAAACCUAAGGGGUUUGAAAAAAUUUAGAUGUUGAAAUCAUGCUUUUGGGGCUAGAUGCCUGUGAGGAGGGACAAUUAUGCUGACAGUAAUGGGAUUCCGGUGAUUAUAUAAAGGCCUGAGGGCUUCAGUUUCACAUAUUUUUAUUGAGGUGGAGGGUUGAGUUGUACUUGGAUGUAGUUACUUAUUUAAGCCAAUAGUUAUGAUUGUUACUGUCAAGAUGCAAGGCAGUUCUCUUGAUUGGAGAGCUGAAUGCUUAUUAAGUUUUGGUUAAACCAAUUGUGUGGCUGAUAUGGUCUUCCUGCUUCUCAAUAUCAAAGGGAAAUCUCUGGAGUUGGGUUUUGUGAGAUUUUCGUGAUUGAUUGUUAGGCUUGCUUCUUACUUUCCUCUUUCUGAGGAGUGUUUUAUUCACAUGUUCUGGAAGCUUCUGUAUUUCUAGUGUAAUAUCUUCCCCUUGAUUUGUAUUACCAAAGUUUCAUGGUGAACUAUUCCAUGAUUGAGAAACAUGCCCUUAAAUUGAUGGCAGAUUUCUUGUAAGUAACUAAACUUGUGGCCAAUUGAGGCUUGCAACUUUAAUAUAUAUAUUUUUUGUUAGUACUCACCUAAUCCUCUGACCUUGGAAGUUUUCAGAAAUACAUUGUGAGGCACAAUAAUGUUCCUAAGAGAUACAAUUAUGUACUGACUUCAUCUCUCCAAAUGUUACAUGAUAAAAAAAGGUACUGUAGGAAUCAAUCUAGACCUUUCAUAUUGAGGCCAUAUAUGCUUUCAGUGGACGGGAUCUUACAUUAGUGAUGGUGACUGUCACCUUUAUAAUUAUAUCGUUUCUUAUUAUUUCCAUUUUUCUUUUGGUGAUCUUUUUAUGUACAAUAUAAUUUAUUGGUUUUAGAUGAUACUUUUAGUUUCUGUUGGAAAAUGUUUCUCUUUCAAUGAUUGUUUUGGGGUGAAAAUAACAGUAAUCAUAGCAAGACUAUAUGUAUUUGCCCACAAUUACAGAUGUGGAAAUUUAUGUCUCCGCUUCGUGUAUAUGAACAUAUGGUCUAAUUAGCUAACUUUUCUCUUGUUUAGGAAACAAUACAUACAUCCAUGUGACAUUUGACUUUAGUUCCUUAUGAAGAUGAAUGAUUUCAAAGUUGUAGCUUCACUCCUAUUUCUCCUUGUCAAUUUCUUUGAGGAUGAGGAUGAGGAUGAUUGUUUUUGCUAAAUAUUACUGUUCCAUGUUUAUCAACUUUUUUUCCCUUAAAAGUUUGCAGCGUACUUUAAAUUUAAAUCUUCAUUUCUUUGGCCAGGGGUCUAUCUCAUCCCUUUUGUAUUCUUCUAACUUAUCUUCAUCAUAGAUAGGUAUCAGUUCCCCCCUUACAGAGUGGAAGUUCAAUGUCAUGGAGGUUACUUCUUACAAAUUGAUUUCUUUUCUUUUAACGAACCCAAAAGAGGAAAGAAGGAAGUGAUUCAUUUAAUUUUAUCUUGGUUUAAUAAUUAAUUUCAUGACUGGAGUGAAAGGUCUUACUCUUCUGCUCUUACUGUGGCUUUGUGAACUUUGUGGCCAUGCUUGGUUAGGUGAUGACUGUUUCAUCCCUUACAAUCUGCUGUAAGUUAUAAAUCAAUUCCAGGUGAUGUCCUGAUGAGUAAAUCCUCUACAAGUGUGAAUCUGAGAUUAUGAAGGAUGCUCUCUCCAAUUUCAUGGAGAGGAGCAAUAUAUAACCAGAUAAAUGCAAGAGCCGGGACUAUGGCUAGCACGUCAAUUUAUAAGAAGAACAUAGUCGUGCAACUGGGUAUUUAGGGUUGACUCUUCUUCUGGAAUAUAACUUAUCUUUAGCUUUUAAGUGACUUGUUUAUGGGGCAUAGACAUUUAUUUGGCACAUCCCAAAUGUUUGGGAGUGAACAGGAGCAGGGCUGGAAUCAUAUGCACACGGAACAACCUUAUGCAAAUCUAGUGAGGGCAAGCACUACAGAACAUGGUUCCUUCUUCUGUCCUGUGGAAAAUAUGUCUGUUGAUGCGGUGCAAUUUUCUUCUCAUUGGAAUCCUGUGCCUAGGUCAAGUGGUUAUGCUACCUCAAGCCACAACGUUGAAGCUCCACAUUAUCAACCUGACACUUCAGGCCCAUCUCAUGAUCUUUUUUUGCAUACAUCACCGCCUGGAGCAUUUGGUGCAGGCCCUGAGAACUACAUGCAUCAUGCAUCUUCGUCCAAUUAUGAUAGGCAGACUUUCCAUGGAAUUGAGGGUGGUUUUGUUGAUCUAACAAUGGGCAGUGGAAGAGGACCUCACAAGCGAAAAAGCCCUGGAGUCUCUCCAGUCUUUGAGAGGGGUGGUUCAAGCAGAUAUGUUGGUGCUGGAAGUUCAUCUGAUCUUCCUCUAUCAUCUGAAUUUUGGCAAGAGAAACCCAAUGAAGAUGCUCAACACAUGCAUUGGGAUCAUGUUGCCCCGCCUCCCAGUUACAGAGGCAAUGGCCUCUCAAUUAGGGGUGAGGGUUCUAUGAGGAACGUGAGAAGAAGACCAGCACUUGAUCUUGAGUCCAACCUAGUUAGGACCCAUUUAUCAAGCGAUCCUUCUCACACUUCCUGCACUACAAUCCACCCGGUUGAGCAUUCUAGCUCAGUGGAUCUCUCAGGUCAGAGCUCUAAUGCUUUGUCAAGAGAGUGGGAGUGGGGUCAUUUGAGAAUGUCUCCUAGUCAUGGAAGGAUUCAAGCUGCAGAUUCAAAUGUUUUUAAUCAUGAGACAAGCCACUUUCUGGGUGGUAGCAGUGCUACAAAUGCUUCUGUAGAGGUUGGGCGACUUCAGCAUGAUUUCAUUUCGGGUAGAAAUCCUGUUCUUCCUCAGAGUUUUCAUGGCAACUCUGCACAAUCUCUAAGGGGUGUUCGCACAAAUAAUUCUCAGAGAUCUAGCCCAACUUUCAGGGCUUCUUCCAGCAGUGUGCGCUUAGGACAUGCGGCACCCUCAGAUGAGGGGAUGCAGGUUGUUGCUGAAAGUUAUUCUUCCAGACAUUCUCGGCCGUUGUCAGCUAUAACAUGGCAUAAUAAUGAGCGGAAUGGGAGGUCAAGGAUUUCUAAUGACAGAUACCGAUCUCUAGCCAAUGAUGCAGCUUUCCAUGAUCGAUUUUCAUCUGAGGGUUUUAUGAUUGUGGACCGCUCAGCCUAUUAUGGAUCGAGAAAUAUGUUUGAUCAGCAUAGAGAUAUGAGGUUAGACACAGACAACAUGACUUACGAGGAACUACUUGCACUAGGGGAAAGGAUUGGCAGUGUUAACACUGGCUUGUCAGAAGACUUGAUAUCAAAGUGCUUGACCGAGACAAUUUUCUGUUCUUCAGAUCAAUUCCAGGAUGAGAGCUCUUGUGUGAUCUGCCUGGAAGAAUAUAAGGACAUGGAUGAAGUUGGGGCAUUAAACACUUGUGGUCAUGAUUACCAUGUUCCCUGUAUCAAGAAGUGGUUGUCAAUGAAGAAUACAUGUCCGAUCUGCAAAGCCUCUGCUCUGAAGGAGAAAUAAUGACUUUUUUUUAUUGUGGUUUAUCAUUUUAUCAUUCUUGUAUAUAUAUUUAGAGACUUGCUCAAACUAAAUCACACAGACAUUGUGUGGGAAAUUCUUGUAUAUAAAAUCAUUUAUCAUUCUU